AUUUUAUUUAACGUUUUUGAAACUUUUCUGAACUUGCGCUCAGUCUUCUUCUUUGCUGAGAUCUACCUCGAAUCUAUUCCAGGGUCUUAGCAAUUCACAAACCAAUUCGCCUCCAGCACAAUGGCAGGAGUUCCCGAGAAAGCUCGAUUCUUCCUCGAGCAAGCGGUUCCCCAACUACGCGAAUUCGAGGCUAAGGGUAUAUUCACCACCGAUGAGAUCCGUUCGCUAGUACGAAAGCGUACCGACUUCGAGCAUCUCGUCCUAUCACCUGGGAACAAGCCAACAGACUGGCUGAACUAUGCCAAUUGGGAGAAGUCCCUUGAGACCCUGCGCGCGAAGCGAUGUCGUAGAUUACAAGUCCGCACUUCGUCUAAACACACGGGACAGGGUCGAGUUUUCGGAAUCUUAGAGCGGGCGGUGAAUAGGCACCCAGGGAAUCUGGGACUAUGGAAGGAGUACUUGAAUUAUGCGAGAGAUAUGAAAGCUACAAAACGUUACCGGAAGAUCAUAAGCAGAGCAUUGAGAAUGCACCCAGCGAAACCAGAGCUUUGGGUGAUGGCAGGUAGGAGGUCCGCCAACAAUGGAGACAUGCAGGCGGCGAGAGAUUUCUUCAUGCGCGGCACUAGGUUUUGCACAAAGGAUGCGACUAUAUGGCUCGAAUAUACCAAAUGCGAAAUGGAGUGGCUAGAGAAGAUGGAUGCUAAGAGAGGGAAGAAAGGCGGCGCCAAAAGAGCGAUCCAGGAACAGGCCGAACAGAGUGAUGAUGAGAUCAAAUUCGCUGAGGAGGGGAGUGACGAUGAUGAGGAUGAUGUUGACGAGAAUGGUCGACUUGUUUUCCCAGAUCCGGGAAAUUUCGCUGGAAAAAUGGUUAUUGACGAAGACACUGCGAAAAAGCUUGAGGGCAACUCGGAGAGCAAUCCUGCGCUUGAUGGAGCUAUCCCCUUGGCUAUUUUUGACAUCUCCAAGAAGCAACCCUUUUUCAACUCGGCAGUAGCAGAGCAAUUUUUCAACCUGUUCGCUACUUUCAACACUACUUCUGCCCAGGCUCGACUCGUCCAGCAUGUAUUGGACAGUAUGACAGAGCUUUAUCCCAACGACCCCGCCACAUGCUUCUGUUAUAUCCGACAGCCAUUGGUUAAUGUUGGCAUAAAUACACCUUCGUAUCCUAAAGCUCUGCGAGACGCUCUGGCUCGUCUCAAGACAUCUCUAUCCACCACCACCGACAAGACUAAACUAGCCGACAAGGUGAAACUUUGGAUAGAGCUCACCUUAGCUUCUGAGGAUCUCGAUCCAGGUAUUCGUACAGUUCUAGAGCAUACUAUCGGAACGCUACCCAAGCCUUAAUAAAACCAGUUACC
Daldinia caldariorum is the source of this 1358-nucleotide messenger RNA. Its product is annotated as U3 small nucleolar RNA-associated protein 6-domain-containing protein. Gene Ontology annotation, molecular function: protein binding; snoRNA binding. The record is from RefSeq and is a predicted model, not a curated record. NCBI's taxonomy places the organism in Eukaryota, Fungi, Ascomycota, Sordariomycetes, Xylariales, Hypoxylaceae. Bases 121 to 1344 code for a protein of 407 amino acids. The transcript has a single exon. Gene Ontology annotation, cellular component: small-subunit processome; Pwp2p-containing subcomplex of 90S preribosome. Gene Ontology annotation, biological process: maturation of SSU-rRNA from tricistronic rRNA transcript (SSU-rRNA, 5.8S rRNA, LSU-rRNA).